UUUUCCCAUUUCCUCAUUUGCUUAAUUGACUCCUCUCUCUUUUCCUGGACAUUCGUGCUUCUCCGAUCAUUUGCACACCACACAUUAUUCUUUUCUCCAUUAUUAAAAAAAAAAGUCUUAUUUGAAGUCUUAUUUUUUCCUUCUACUUUAUAUACCACACAAACCAAAAAAAAAAAAAACACAAAAACUGAAUAUUGUUCUUCUUCUUUGGCCAUUGGAUCCGAAGCAUCGAAUCAUUACAAGCCAAAAAUUUUACAAAUACAAAAAAAAAAAAAAGUUCUCUGUUGCAUCCAUAAGAAACGUUUUCGUAAAGAGGUGGUUGUUGUUGGGUUGAACUUGAACUUCUGUAGCAUCAUCAAAUACAUACAUAUGAUAACUCGGCGGCGGAUUUAAGCAACUUGUUUCGGAUUUAUGUGUGACAAAUUUGGGGAAUAUUAGUGAAAGGUAGGAGCUUCAGAUCGAGUUUUGAACUGCAUGUUCGCGGCUUCACACGACUUUUUAAUCCAUGGGGGAGUGGGUCAUUGGAGCCUUCAUCAACCUAUUUGGUAGCAUUGCCAUAAACUUUGGAACAAACCUUCUUAAAUUAGGUCAUAAUGAGAGAGAAAGGUAUUCACUAGAAAGUGAUGGAGCAAACGGAAAGCUGCCUUUGAAGCCUAUUAUACAUUUCCAAACCUGGAGAGUUGGGAUUGUAUUUUUCCUUCUUGGAAAUUGCCUUAAUUUCAUUUCCUUUGGAUAUGCGGCUCAGUCUCUUCUAGCAGCCCUGGGAUCUAUACAGUUUGUUUCCAAUAUUGCGUUUGCUUACUUCGUCCUGAACAAAAUGGUGACUGUCAAGGUACUGGUUGCCACGGCCUUUAUUGUCCUUGGAAACGUUUUUCUCGUCGCUUUUGGCAACCACCAGUCACCUGUUUUUACACCAGAGCAGUUGGCAGAGAAGUAUAGCAACAUUACAUUCCUUUUUUACUGUCUGAUUUUGAUCUUAGUUGUUGCCUUACAUCACUCUAUCUACCGGAGAGGAGAACAUAUGCUUGCUGUUCCUGGACAAGACCUUAGACCGUAUUGGCAUAUGGCACUUCCUUUUUCAUAUGCUGUAGUUUCAGGUGCUGUAGGAUCAUGCUCAGUGUUGUUUGCAAAAUCCCUCUCUAACCUUUUACGACUGGCCAUGUAUAAUGGUUAUGAGUUGCACAGCUGGUUCACGUAUUCCAUGCUUCUUUUAUUUCUUAGUACAGCUGGAUUUUGGAUGACAAGGUUAAAUGAAGGAUUGGCACUAUUUGAUGCAAUUCUUAUAGUACCUAUGUUUCAGAUUGCUUGGACUUUCUUCUCCAUUUGUACAGGAUUUAUUUACUUUCAAGAAUAUCAGGUUUUUGAUGCGCUAAGGACGACAAUGUUCAUACUAGGAAUGAUGUGUGUCUUCAUAGGAAUUUGUUUGUUGGCACCUGAUGACACGAAAGGUGGUGAGGUCAAAGAUAAUUCAUCUUUAGUUUCUGUGGUUUCUUCGAGCCUUUCAACAGAAGAGGAUAGGUUGGUUGAACCAUCUGGAGAUGCACACAGUACUAAAGAUGCGAGAUCAUUUAUGCAAGGAGUGGUAAUGAAGAUUAUGGAUGUAAUAGCCAAGGCAAAGACUGCUUGUGCAUUAUCACUAGGUUCUGGGGAGGAUUCAAUCAAUGCAUCUGCAAUUCUUGUGAUGCCCAUGGUGUCUUCAAAGAUAACGGGCUUUAGAGGAAGUGGGUUUGACCGGGCUAAGAUUUUCUCAUUGAGAAAUGCUGGUUGGAGUAAGAUAUCGAUGGAUGAAGAUGGUGCGAAAAUGCUAGACGCAAGCCCAGCGUUCCCUGAUAACCUUUAAUAGGAGUAGUAACGAAGUAUAAUAUGUCUGCCAGGAUUUUUUUUUUCCCCUUCUUUGUAAAGGUACAAUUGUUUAGGAUUCAUUAUUUUACCACUUUCUCGAUAAUUCUUCUAGUCUUGAGAGUGUGAUUUCCUACAGUAUUGUAUAUACAUGCACACUUAAAAUUGAGAGAACAGAAAAUAUUUCUUGUUAGGCUUUGUAUUGAAAAAGAUUGUAGAAUGACAGACUUACUGUAUGAUUAAAAGAUGAUCCCUAUGGGAGCACAGGAUUUGGGCUGAA
This is a messenger RNA of Quercus lobata, 2119 nucleotides long. Its product is annotated as magnesium transporter, putative (DUF803). The record is from RefSeq and is a predicted model, not a curated record. Gene Ontology annotation, molecular function: magnesium ion transmembrane transporter activity. Gene Ontology annotation, cellular component: membrane. Gene Ontology annotation, biological process: magnesium ion transport. The transcript has 14 exons. NCBI's taxonomy places the organism in Eukaryota, Viridiplantae, Streptophyta, Magnoliopsida, Fagales, Fagaceae. Bases 506 to 1840 code for a protein of 444 amino acids.